Molecule: messenger RNA, 1968 nt
Organism: Chelonoidis abingdonii (Abingdon island giant tortoise)
Lineage: Eukaryota; Metazoa; Chordata; Testudines; Testudinidae
Source: RefSeq, a predicted model, not a curated record
CCUGCUGACCCCCUGCCCCCUCCUCGACAGACCAAGAACCAGAAGCGGGCGCGGGCGGCUGCCCAGCAGCGGGCCCAGGAGCAGUUUGCCUCCGUCCCUCACUCCUUCGUCUUCCACCGCGGGCGCGUGGGCCGGAGCCUGCAGCAGCUCAUCCUGGACGUGCGGCGGGUGAUGGAGCCGUUCACAGCCAGCACCCUGCAGGUGCGGAAGAAGAACUCGCUGAAGGAUUUUGUGGCCGUGGCAGGGCCCCUGGGUGUGACGCACUUCCUGGUCUUCACCAAAUCCCCCACCAAUGUCAACUUCAAACUCGUCCGUCUCCCGGGAGGCCCAACACUGACCUUCAAAGUGACGCAGUACUCGCUCAUCAAGGACGUGGUGUCCUCCUUGAAGCGCCACCGCAUGCAUGAGCAGCAGUUCACACACCACCCGCUGCUGGUGCUCAACAACUUCGGCCUGCAGCAGAUGCACAUCAAGCUGAUGGCCACCAUGUUCCAGAACAUGUUCCCCUCCAUCAAUGUGCACAAGGUGAACCUCAAUGCUAUCAAGCGGUGCCUGCUGAUCAGCUACAAUGCGCACUCCCAGCUCCUGGACUUCCGGCACUACAGCCUGAAGGUGGUGCCUGUGGGGGCGAGCAAAGGUCUCAAGAAGCUGCUGCAGGAGAAGUUCCCCAACAUGAGCCGGCUGGAGGACAUCAGUGAGCUGCUGGCCAAGAUGGCUGUUACAGGGCCUGCGGGGCAGGGGGCCUGCAAUGCUUCCUUCAACGCCUUUCAGGAGCACAUGUGGCCAGUGCUGACGGUGGAGUUCUUCCUGGCCUUUGGGGGCAACGCCUUCGCCAUCUACCGCUUCGUCGCGCAUGAGCGCUCCUGGCACACGGGCAUCGUCUACUCCUUCAACCUGGCCGUCAGCGACCUGCUCUACGCCCUCUCCCUGCCCUUCCUGGCUGCCUACUAUUACCCGCCCAAGCACUGGCGCUACGGCCUGGCCCUCUGCAAGCUGGAGCGCUUCCUCUUCAGCUGCAACCUGUACGGCAGCAUCUUCUUCCUCACCUGCAUCAGCGUGAACCGCUACCUGGGCAUCGUGCACCCGCUGCUGGUGCACGGGCGGCUGGAGCCGCGCCACGCCAAGCUGCUGAGCGGCGCCACCUGGCUGCUGGUGGCUGGCCUCUCCGCCCCCACCCUGCACUUCUCAGCGCUGCAGCCCCGGGGGAACUGCACCGAGUGCCUGGGCAGUGCCACGGACGAGCAGCUGCCCCAGUACCUGCCCUACAGCCUCUUCCUGGCGGCCGUCGGCUGCGGGUUGCCCUUCCUGCUCACGCUCCUCUCCUAUGCCGCCAUCCUCCGCACCGUCUGCCGCAACCCCCACAUCACGCGGCUGGAGAAGCGCAAGGUGGGGAGGCUGGUGAGCGUGGGGGUGGCCCUGUACGCUGUCUCCUACCUGCCCUACCACACCCUGCGCAACCUCAACCUGCACCUGCGCCAGCGGUAUCUGCAGGACGGGCACCUGAACUUCCAGCAUGCGCUGCCCAUCCACUCUGCCUACCAGCUCAGCAAGAUCCUGGUCACCCUCAACAUCUGCGCCCACCCGCUGCUCUACAGCGCCCUGGCAGACAGCAUGCGGGGCUGGUGCCGGGCCCCCCACGGGCAGGACAGGGACCAGCCCGCCGAGAACAUGAAGCUCCAGGUCCAGGGCUGACACUGGGGAUGCAACCAGCCUCCCACCCACCCCCUUUGUGCUGCCGGCACAUGGGACUGGCUCUGCCCCCUGCAGCCCAGGCCAGACCAUGCAGGGGGUAACAGCAGCUGCUCCAGCUGCCUGACCCAACCUGCCCCAAACUCGGGGGGGGAGGGGGGAGGAGCUCCUCCCUCCUCAGCUAGAAGCCAACCCCCACUCCCCCCGAGCAAGGGCUGCUUGUGAGACACCCCCGUUACCGCAGCGGGGGCUUGGCUCUUGCGAGACCAGCCAUUAAAG